This is a messenger RNA of Meleagris gallopavo (turkey), 1644 nucleotides long. RefSeq names its product kelch like family member 41 (gene KLHL41). The record is from RefSeq and is a predicted model, not a curated record. Gene Ontology annotation, molecular function: protein binding. Lineage: Eukaryota; Metazoa; Chordata; Aves; Galliformes; Phasianidae. Gene Ontology annotation, biological process: regulation of myoblast proliferation; regulation of skeletal muscle cell differentiation; regulation of myoblast differentiation. Gene Ontology annotation, cellular component: sarcoplasmic reticulum membrane; M band; cytoskeleton.
GCUGUUGAGAUACUGAGUGAGAUUUGUAGAACAGUUUUGUCAUGUGAAUUUUUACUACUUGCCUCUGAUAACACUUCUGUUGUACUUUUUCAGCUGGAUAGCAUUGCUGGUGAGUGGGUUGCCCUUCCUCCACUGCCGUCAGCCAGGUGUCUCUUCGGGCUGGGAGAGUCAGACGACAAGAUCUAUGUAAUUGCAGGCAAGGACCUUCGCAAUGAGGAGUCUCUAGAUUCAGUAUUGUGCUAUGACCCUGUGGCAAUGAAAUGGGGUGAGAUCAAAAAACUACCCAUCAAAGUAUACGGCCAUGCUACCAUCUCAAACAAUGGAUUGAUAUAUUCUCUUGGUGGAAAAACUGAUGAUAAGAAAUGUACUAAUAGAGUAUUUGUAUACAAUCCAAAGAAAGGAGACUGGAGAGACCUGGCUCCAAUGAAAGUGGCUCGCUCAAUGUUUGGAACAGCCAUCCAUAAAGGCAAGAUUUUCAUUGCCGGUGGUGUCACUGAAGAAGGCCUUACUUCAUCUGUUGAAGCUUUUGAUCUGACCACAAAUAAGUGGGAAAUUGUGCCUGAAUUUCCCCAGGAGCGAAGUUCUAUCAGUUUAGUCACCUUAAGUGGAUCUUUGUAUGCUAUUGGAGGUUUUGCAAUGAUUCAGCUCGAAUCUAAAGAAUUUGCACCCAGUGAAGUCACUGACAUAUGGAAGUAUGACGAUGAAAAGAAGGAAUGGAUUGGUAUACUGAAAGAGAUCCGAUAUGCGACUGGAGCUUCCUGCUUGGCUACACGUUUAAAUCUCUUCAAGCUGUCGAAGCUGUAAACAAAAUGCUGAAAAAUUCGAUAUGAUGCAGGAGUUUUCAUAGGCUCUUCUGAAUUUGUUGCAUGAAAACGUCUCCAGAUUGUUCAGAGUUUUGUAGCAGCAUACUGGUUAUACUGUUAACUGUUAAACAGUUAAUCUGUCUAUCCAAGUCUUAAGGUAUUUACUAGCUAAUCAAUAAGAAGUGAAUUUUUGCUAACUUUUAAAAUCCUGAAGAAUUCUAAUUAAUGUUGAUUAGAAUAAAUGAAGACUUCUACUCCAUGGAAAAUAAAACUAGUUAGAUAUCCUUACUCUCAGUCCAGGAUAGUGGUGGCUAAUCUGAAAACAGUGCUCAAGAAUGAAUGGAUUAAGUUAAAUACAACUAAUAGGUGCUGAUUUUAUUCUCACCAGCUGUUUGUACAGCCUGAUUUCUCCCUUCAACAAUGUAUGCAACUCCUGCAUUCUUUAGUCAUAUUUUGAAAAUAUUUCCAAUGGAGCCUUCUAAAAAUAAUUAAUGUAGCCUGGAAUUGAAGCGCAUAUUAAAAACAGAAGCACCAACCUUAGCCAGAGUAGGCAGCUGUGAGGGAAAAAAAAGAGAAUUUUACAUGGGUAAUAGCUUUGCCUAUUAUGUUUUGGUUUCUCAUGACAAGAUUUCCAUUUUUUUAUGCUUUUGUAUUUAUUUCCAAAGCAAAUAUUUAAUGGUAAGUUUUCUCAGAGAUCUGAGGCCAUUAAGAAGCAUUCAUGGAAAAAUGCUAGAACAACUGCAUGAGUAAGCACCUACCUAAGAAAUAACUGAUGCAUUUUAAUGUUUAAACUUUUAACUAGUAACGAUUAAACUUCGUUUUUAAUGCUGUUAAAAUAUUA